Messenger RNA from Trametes versicolor FP-101664 SS1, 467 nucleotides. RefSeq lists its product as uncharacterized. NCBI's taxonomy places the organism in Eukaryota, Fungi, Basidiomycota, Agaricomycetes, Polyporales, Polyporaceae. Bases 4 to 453 code for a protein of 149 amino acids. The record is from RefSeq and is a predicted model, not a curated record. The transcript has 2 exons.
UGCAUGCUGGACGACAAGCUGCUCCUCCCACUCAUGCCGGGCGAGGGUGAUGCCCCCAUUCGCUGCCCUCUGCUCGCGGCGCUCUGCAUCGAAGCACCUCCAGAGGAGCUCGAGGAGCUCGCGCCGCAUAUCGCCGACGUGCUCGCUGCACGCGCGCGAGCAGGGGUCCCACUCCGGUCUCUAACUUUGCGCGUCCCACCGCGCGUAUACGCGUUUAACUCGCCACCUGAAGGCCUUGUGCUCGAUCGCGAGCGUCUUCUGCGGGAGGUAUUCGACGCCGCGGCAUGCUAUGUGGAGGAGUUGAACAUCGAGCUCGAUGUGGACGGCCCGGGCGAGCUCGCGACGCGUGGCACCUAUUGGGAUGUCGAGCUGUCGGUGGAGGCGGAGAAGUACUGGAUCACGCCGGACGACCUGGCGCCGCAGUGGUUCAAUUCUUCGAUUGAGGCCUUGUGAUCACCUGGAAUCUC